ACUCGUGUUGAGCCAUUCUCAGGAGCGAGUACUUUACACUGCACACCAGCAAGAGGAGGAAACUGCAGCUGUUACUUCAAAACGUUGCCUUUUGAUGACCUGCUUUGAUUUUGGACACUUGUAGACCACAUUUUUCGGUGUUUCAUUAGAGGGCGGGCGAGCCUUUGGACUCAAACUUGAAGACAGAGCAAGACUCACCUGAACACAGUGGAUGGAUAUCCUUCCUGCAACUGUUCAUUCCAACAUAACAAAAAACUUGUUCUUUCACUACAUUUACCAGCCGAGCAGAUCACGAUCACGAGCAGGCUCCAAUUCCUGCGCUGUGAAAUUGAAUCAGAGGAACGGAGGGGCAAUACAGCAGAGGCAUUGUGUCUCUGCAAUUGAAACACUAACCAGCUGAAAAUAUCAAAGACCAUCCUGGACAAAGCGGUUAAAUCUCCCAAUUUGGUCUGAAAUCUGCAGUUGAAUUAGAGAGUGAUCAAAAGCUGCACAACACUCAGAGGAGAGGGAAGCAGGAGGGGAGCAUACACGAGGGCAAAGGAUUGCUUGCAGGUGCCGGGGCUGUCAUGGUGCGUAGAGGUGGCGUGGCAGUAGCUCCGUCCUGCUGGGGCCUUUGGGCGUUUGGCGCCCUGUCGCUGGUGGCACUGUGCUUGUCGGACCAGGCCAUCCGUUGCCCGGUGUGCUCCGAGGAGAGGCUGGCCAGCUGCCGUCUGCCAGACGGCUGCGAGGAGACGGUGCGGGAGCCCGGCUGCGGCUGCUGCCCCACCUGUGCCCUGCCAAAAGGGGCGCACUGUGGCGUCUACUCGCCCCGAUGUGGCACGGGCCUCCGCUGCUACCCGCCGCGUGGCGUGGAGAGACCACUGCACUCGCUGAUGCACGGCCAAGGGGUGUGCACUGAUGAGAGGGAGGUGGAGGAGAACUCAGCAAUGGACAGGCAGGAUGAGAUCAUCCCUGACCACCCAAACAACAGCAAUAUCCGCUGCAGCCCACAAGACAAGCGCUGCAUACAGAAGACCCUGGCCCGACACCCUCCAAAAUCCACAAAUCAGAGAAGCAACACUGCCAGAGAGGAGACCAAGGCGGCGCUGGCUCCGUGUCGUGCUGAGCUACAGAGAGCGUUGGACAGAUUGGCAUCAAACACUCGCACACAUGAUGAUCUCUUCACCAUCCCCAUCCCCAACUGUGACAAGAACGGAGAUUUCCACCCUAAGCAGUGUCACCCGGCACGUGACGGCCAGCGAGGAAAGUGCUGGUGUGUGGAUCAGAAGACGGGCAUGAGGCUGCCGGGCCCGCUGGAGCUGCGAGGGGAAUUGGACUGCCACCAGUUAAUGACUGCUACCCUGAGGGAUUGAGGAGUGGAGUGGCAGCGGGGGAUGCAGCACCAGCUCAAUACAACUGGUGCUUAUUAGUAGAACUACAUGAGGAAAGGACUUGGCUCUAAAGCCUCGCUUCACCCGAGGCCAGCGGUACUUAAGCCUGCGCAACAAAAAGGAAACCAUUGAAUUGAGUUCUUUUGCUAUUUUGUUUCUGUGUGUGAGAGUUGGUGAUCUCCGAGUCUUUUGAGCACUUGUUGUGUAUUGUUUCUACUAUGUGAACUUAAGAACGAUAGUCUUCAGACCCAUGCGCUUUAAAGUUACAGGUGGCAGAAAAUAACCUUCCACAGGUAACUGGUGUAAUUGUGAUCUUUGUUAGAGAACAACAUGUGUGGUUUUGUCUAGUCUAACUUCAGUAGAGUAUUCUUGGAAAAGGAAGAAAAUGCAUUAACCCCCUACCAGAUCAUCAGACCUGAUAAACAGCAGUAGCUGUUAGCAUUUGUUUUAUUCUCUCUGGAGAACUUUAUCAAUUGGAAUUACUGCGUCAGGAUAAUCCAGAGAGAUUAUCAAUUAAAGUGUCCUGUACUAGUUUUUCCACACAAUUUGUGUAAUUGGUUGUAACGUGUGGCUCUUGUUCUACUGUCCUAUAUGUCGUAAAACCCCACCCAUCUGGUAAGUAGGUUAAAACAACGCACAGAAUAGGUUUGCAAACGCAAAGUCUAGUUCAGCGACGACACAAGAGUAGCAAUAAAAGAUGGGGAUGAGAACAGAUAAAAUGAAAAAGGAAAGGACAAAGGAAUGCAACAAUCCCCUGCCUUGAGUUACCAAAUGAUACAGUAAGCCAUAGCUUUUCACUACAUCCAGACCAAAGUGAAAAGUGAGAUUAGUUUGAACAACUGUAUCUCUGAAAGGCCAGAAAAAAUUUGCUUUUUUUGUGUGGUCCAGAGGGACUGGCAGCAGAGCAGGGCUAGGAACUCUGUACACUGCUGAUAGGAUAAUCUUAUUUCUCCAGCUGGUGCUAAAAUGCCAGUGUGACUUUCAUGUUUGUAUGAAUAUGCUUCAACAUGCAGGAUUUCUCUCCGACAGAACUGCUUAGGAGAACUUUGGUGGUGCUAUAUACUGAUUGUGCCAAAAUACAAAAACAAGAAAGAAAAUGGCUUCUGCACUUUUUGGGCAUUGUUAAGGAUUGGAACAGAAGACUGGGAUUUUCAGCAAGUGGAGCAAUUAGCAUCAGCAAGUGUUAGGAUCACCUAAAUGUGUGACCAUCUGCACUAGCUAUUGGCAAAGGCUGCUUUCAAAGUGUGUUUUCAAUGUUAUUGUUACAAUUUAAAAGUAACUUCACACAUUGGUGCUGCACAAUUACUGCAGCUAACUGGCUCAAUGCUUCUUUGGGUAGGGUUGUAAAUUGCAGACGUGACGUGUCUUAAAUAUACAAGCAGUGUAAUACCUUUUCAAUGAUUAAGCUCCUGGCAGCACAACAACUCCUAGUUAACAUGAAGCUUUGAAUGGAGGAGAUGUAACAGUAAAGAUAACAUAUUGAUUAGGUGGAAACCAGAUUUUUUCCUCCUAAUCCAACGUUGGUUUUCAGAUCAUAGGGCAUCACACUAAUGAUUAAAAGGAGUGUAUUACCAGUGCAAGUGAUAUAGCUAAUCUAAUAUUUUAGAUACCGUAGGCGAGACUGGGAAUUUUCUUAUAGUAAUUUGAUUGUAUUGGUGGUGUGCAUUAUGAGUUCAGGACGGAGUAGCAGGUUUAAGCUAAUGCUGGUGUUUGUCACCACCAGAUAUGGACAGCCUUCUCCAUCUGUUCCCUGGGAGACUUUGGUUAUUAUUGACUCAAGCACAAAUCCAUUUUGGGUGGAUGGGCGGUCAUUACUAGGGUUGCUGUCCCACACAGAACACCACUGGUGUGUAGAUUACAAUGCAGUAAUGUCAGAUGUUGAAACAGAUAUUCACUGCUACGGUCACACAAUGGAUUUCUGAUUCUUUCCAUGUCUCCACAAUCCUCACUCACAGCUUUCAAUAGGACUAUUUGAGCACAACACACUGAAGGGAGGUUCAUGCAGCUCCACACAGAAAUAACAGAAAACUAUUAUUGGUAUGAUUAUUAUGCACUUUUGCACAUUUUUCCAUUUUGAAUUUGGUUUAACAUUGUUUUGCAGUAUUAUAUGCAUAUAAACAGUGAGUCUGAGAAAAGUACAAUCCUCUAAUUUUGGUGCUUCUCUCAUUCCGUUAUUGUGCAAGGUAUUUAAACAUAUAACCUUCAGGUGUGAAAAGUAGUUGCUUUUCCCUAGGAUUCUCCACCAUCUAACUGGGGACAGUUGAUUAUGGGCCAGCCCGUUCUCAAAAUUAAUCUUACAAAUGUUGUCCCUCAUGAGCAGACUGAGGAUUUCUCUGAUGCAUCUUCAGUGGUGAUAUUCUGAACAACAAUCCUUGGAUGUGUAUGUGGAUUAUAUUCAUUUUGCUAAAAAACUCACUUAUGAAAUUUGAAUUGUGUUGUUCUAAUUAUAUAUAUAUAUAUAUAUAUAUAUAUAUAUAUAUAUAAAAUAUCAGUCACAAUUCCAUGCUUUUGGUUCCUAGUGACUAAAAAGACUACAUACUGCGAGGAAUUUAAUCUUAUUACUGAAGCCAAUGGUCAAUUUGCUGGAAAAAGUGUAUUGCCACCUGAUGACCAUGAGAAAUGUAUCCAAAGGUAGUUUACUAAAACACAGACAGAAAGAUAGAACAUGGCGAGGGUGGAGAAUCAUUGCUACAGCUUAAAAAUGUCAAAAACCAAAUAUCCUAAAACUCGUUCCAAAGACUACAAGCAAAGUAUCUGGAGACAUCAAUACUCAUUCAGUGAACUGCAUGCACACAAAAAGGUUAUCAUUCAUCACCUAAUGAAGUGUUACUAAACACAUUCAAACACAUUUCUCUGUUGACUGUAAUCUUUGAGAGAGAUGGCAAAUAGUUUCGGCUUUGACUUUGUAAAGGCCUUCUAACUACAUAAACUGUGUAUUUAAGCUAUAGUACGUUGCUUGAUCUCUAACUUUUGCUGUACUGAACUGUAAUUGCAUUUUGCGAGAAUAGACUGUUCCUGUUUGCCUUUGAUAUUAUCUAUUAAUGUGUAGAAGAUAUGAAGUAAUGUUUGCAUGCAUACAAAUGGACUGGGGUUGGAAACAGCUAUGGUCUUGUGUAUCUUGUCCAGAACAGGACCAUUAUACUAAAACACUGAAGUUAUUAAAGAACUGAAAUAUAGAGUUCAAUCAAUUAAAUGAUCAGUUACAUUGUAAAUGUUUACCUGAUGAAAAUGUACACGUUGUAAUACAUCAAUUAAAACACUUUAGAAACUA
Messenger RNA from Perca fluviatilis (European perch), 4641 nucleotides. Its product is annotated as insulin-like growth factor-binding protein 4. Bases 567 to 1352 code for a protein of 261 amino acids. Gene Ontology annotation, biological process: regulation of insulin-like growth factor receptor signaling pathway. NCBI's taxonomy places the organism in Eukaryota, Metazoa, Chordata, Actinopteri, Perciformes, Percidae. The transcript has 4 exons. Gene Ontology annotation, cellular component: extracellular region. The record is from RefSeq and is a predicted model, not a curated record. Gene Ontology annotation, molecular function: insulin-like growth factor I binding; insulin-like growth factor II binding.